GUGGAAGUGAAUGCUGUAGAGGUCACGGGUAUGAGUAAUGUUUCUGUGACACCUCAGCUUUCUCUGCGGACUUUACGGCGGAAAUCCUGGCUCCAAGGACAGGAAAACAGCCUAGGGUCUAUCACACACUAAGACACAGCACAUCUGCAUGCCCUCAGCUCAGCUGUCCAGGAAACAAAAAUCCUUACGGAGCAUCCCAAUCCCCCCCUCGUGCCCUAUCAGCUCCUGAUAUGUCCUGAGAGAUACAAAACAGACAUUAAACCCCCACACCAUCCACCCCAACCAAAGUAAACACGGCCCAGCAGGACUAAAGAAGGUGAUUUUGGAGAGAACGGACAAUUAGCUCGAUUUGUCUGAAAAGAAAAACUGGAUUUACACCCGAUUUCACCCACGUGGAUUACACCCGAAGGGCCGAUGAAUGGCAAGAUGAGUCUUUCCCGUAACGGGACCCUGGAGAAACCUGUUGCCCAGCAGCCAUCUUUUGAACGGGGGGAGCCUGAAUCCCCUCACCCUCGUCUUCACACUGGCUCCAUCUCCUCAAGCACUCCAGUAAAUGCUUCCAGCUCAGGGGUGGUGGUUCCUCCUCCAUACUCGAUAGCAGGCAGUGCUGUGAAUGAUCCUCCUCUGGAGCUGAGAGGCUCUUUAGACUGUUGGGCUUGUUCUGUUCUGGUGACGGCUCAGAAUCUGAUCAUCGCUACGGUCAACAUCGGUCUGGCUGGAAUUGUCUUUGGAGUCAUCCUCUUGCCGUCACUUGUCAUGGUUGUUUUUGGCUUCCUUUGCCAUUCGACGGUUCAGCGCCAUGGCAGUUCCACCUACUGUUCAGAUCUCUUGGAUGAUGGAGGCUGUGUGGCUUUGCUGGUUGUGGGCUUUCUACUGCUUGCACCGCUUCUGGUUCUAGCACUCGCCGCUUACUGCAGGAUGGCACGACACCUCCAGCUGGGCCUUUGCUUUAUCCCCUACAGCCGAGCCGUCUACAAGAACCUGCCUGCAUCACGUCAUCGAGGAUUAGGGGGCUGCUGUGGCCAGCAGGGGUCAGGAGAGAGCGAGGGAAAGGGAAGCGUUUGGGUCUGA
Paramisgurnus dabryanus is the source of this 1071-nucleotide messenger RNA. It is a transcript of the gene tmem88a, whose product is annotated as transmembrane protein 88 a. Gene Ontology annotation, cellular component: plasma membrane. The record is from RefSeq and is a predicted model, not a curated record. NCBI's taxonomy places the organism in Eukaryota, Metazoa, Chordata, Actinopteri, Cypriniformes, Cobitidae. Gene Ontology annotation, molecular function: PDZ domain binding.